AUGGGGGUCCUCAACUUGGAGCUGAUUUUUGACCAUAUGGGGCACUUCGGCAGAUUACAGAUAUUCCUGUAUUUUAUAUGUGCCUACCAGAAUGUCUCUUGUGGUAUCCACUACGUGUCUACUAUAUUCAUGUUGAUUACCCCAGAGUAUACCUGCAAGCCGCCAGGAGAAGUGAAACGGGCUGUAUUUCAGAAUGUCUCUCAUUGGAGGUUGGAAGAAAUCUUGACCCUGUUGUCCCCAGGGCAGAAAGAUCACAUUUCAGUGGAGCUGCAGGAUGGUGAGAUCUGGGAGCUCACAAGAUGUAGCAGGAUCUGGAGGGAGAACAUGUCGCAUUUGGACUAUGAAUACGAUGGCUAUGAGCAUAACAUUUCUUGCUCUGAUGGCUACGUUUAUGACCGGAGCAAGUGGGAAAACACUGCGGUGACCAUGUGGGAUCUGGUCUGUGACCAGAAAUGGUAUGCGGAUAUGAUCCAGCCCUUCAUUAUGCUUGGAGUCCUGCUGGGAGCAAUCAUUUUUGCCUACCUUUCUGACAGACUAGGAAGGCGAAUGGUCCUGUGGUGCACAAGCACUGGCAUAUUUUUGUUUGGAAUAAUGUCAGUAUUUACGUUUGAUUAUUAUAGCUUCGUGAUCGCACGCUUUCUUCUUGCUGUGACUGCAAGUGGCUAUCAUGUGGUAGUGUUCACCUAUGUCAUGGAAUUCAUUGGUAUGAAGUUUCGAACGUGUAUGUCCAUCCAUUUACAUACCUUCUUUGCAAUUGGGAUAAUAACAGUGGCUUUGAUGAGCCAAAUAGUCAAAACCAUGUGGAUUUACCAAAUGAUUCUUUCCACUGUGACUGUCCCCUUUAUCCUUUGCUGUUGGAUGCUCCCAGAGACACCUUUUUGGCUUGUCUCAAAAGGAAAAUACAAAGAAGCACAAGUUCUAGUUGAUAUUAUAGCUGAGGGUAAUCAUGGUACGCCCUGUGACCUGUCAGAACUUUUUUCACUGGAUCUAAAUGGUCCUGUCAAUAAUACUUCUGUAGCUAAUAAGCACAAUGUAACAGAGCUGUUUCUUGACUGGAACAUUGCAUCAAGGAUAUUUAUGCUUUGGAUCAUUUGGCUUACAUGUUCUUUGGGAUUCUCCUUUUUCAACAUGGAUAGAUUUAAUGUAAUAAAUGAUGAAUACUUACGGCUCAUCCUAGUGGGUUCAUUGGAAAUUGCUGCCAGCUCCUUUUUGUCCAUUGUGCUAGACAGAGUGGGGAGAAGAAAAGUUCUAAUCUGUUCCCUUCUCUGCACUGUGCUGAUCUGUGGUACGUUGAUGGUGAUCCCCCAGGAUGCCACUAUCUGGAAAAUAGUGAUAGUUAUUAUCGGAAAACUUGCAAUAGGGUCAGCAUUUGGCCUCAUUUACAUUUAUACAGCAGAGCUGUAUCCAACCUUUAUAAGGUCGACAGCGGUGGGCAGUGGCAGCAUGGCGGGCUGCGUGGUAAGCAUCGUGUCUCCGCUCACCAAGGAAAUCGCCAAAACUUGGAUCGUCGUACCACAGGUCCUCAAUCAGUUCAUAGAACUUACUGGUGUACUACUAUCCAUACAGCUUCCAGAAACCACUGGGAAGCCAUUGGCAACUACUUGGGAGGAAUUUGCACAACUGGAGGCAAAAGAGAAAUCAUAUAACAAAACUAAAGGAAAAGAGCUGGAAAAAAAGGAAGCAAUUGACCUUGAGGGUUCUGCUGCUGCUGCUGAAUAA
This is a messenger RNA of Marmota flaviventris (yellow-bellied marmot), 1719 nucleotides long. The record is from RefSeq and is a predicted model, not a curated record. Lineage: Eukaryota; Metazoa; Chordata; Mammalia; Rodentia; Sciuridae.